UUUUUUUUUUUACAAUAAAAUCUCAUUGGCUUAGAACUUCCUCUCUUAUUUCCAAGAAAAAUUGUUAAAAAUGAAUGGCUUCUCCUCUCCUCUAGUUCACACAAGCAAAAGAUUAGAAGGGAAAGUAGCUAUUGUAACAGGAGGAGCUAGUGGAUUUGGAGAAAGUACAGUGAGACUUUUCUUACAAAAUGGUGCAAAAGUUGUAAUAGCAGAUGUUCAAGAUGAAAUUGGACAAUCCCUUUGCAACAAUCUCCUCAAUUGUCCUAAUAACAACAACAAUGAUUUUACAUACAUACAUUGUGAUGUUACAAAGGUCUCCGACGUCGAAAACCUCAUCGACACAACAAUUUCCAAGUAUGGGAAACUCGAUAUCAUGUUCAACAACGCAGGAAUUCCAGGGAAUCUCGAUUUCAGCAUAAUUGACGCGGACAACGAGAAUUUUAAAAAGGUUUUUGACGUUAACGUGUACGGAUCUUUUCUCGGGGCGAAAUAUGCUGCACGGGUCAUGAUCCCAGCAAAGAAAGGUGUCAUUCUUUUUACGUCUAGUUCGGCCUCUGUUUCCUCGGGCGAAUCGCCACAUUCAUACACCGUCUCAAAACACGCGGUUGUGGGACUCAUGAAGAAUUUAUGUGCCGAAUUAGGGCAACAUGGGAUCAGAGUGAACUGCGUCUCGCCGUGCGCGGUGGCGACACCGAUGUUAGUGAAGGCAAUGGGUGUCGAUAAGAGUGUCGUGGACGGAAUAAUUUGCUCGUCGGCGAAUUUAAAAGGGGUGGCUCCGACGGCGGAGGAUGUGGCGGAGGCGGCGUUGUAUUUGGCAAGUGAUGAGUCUAAGUUUGUAAGUGGAGUUAACCUUGUGAUUGAUGGAGGUUAUAGUACUACUAAUAUGACUUAUAUUAAAACAAUCCAAAGUGUAUUAUUUUCGAAAUAGCUUUUUUUUAGUAUUCGCUUUAAGGUUCGAUUAUAUUAGGUUAGAGUUGCAU
This is a messenger RNA of Solanum verrucosum, 980 nucleotides long. RefSeq names its product short chain aldehyde dehydrogenase 1-like. NCBI's taxonomy places the organism in Eukaryota, Viridiplantae, Streptophyta, Magnoliopsida, Solanales, Solanaceae. The transcript is spliced from 3 exons. The record is from RefSeq and is a predicted model, not a curated record. The coding region runs from base 71 to 928 and encodes 285 amino acids.